Penicillium cataractarum is the source of this 2145-nucleotide messenger RNA. RefSeq lists its product as uncharacterized. The transcript has a single exon. Lineage: Eukaryota; Fungi; Ascomycota; Eurotiomycetes; Eurotiales; Aspergillaceae. Gene Ontology annotation, molecular function: protein binding. Bases 1 to 2145 code for a protein of 714 amino acids. The record is from RefSeq and is a predicted model, not a curated record.
AUGACCGUCCCCGAGCCCCCGAUCAAAUUAGAAGGCCAUUGCUCGGUGAUUUCUGGAAACACUCUUUACGUGUAUUCGUCCAAUGGCUUCAUUUCACUCCCGUUAAAGGCCAAUAGCACGGGCUGGGCCACAUUGAACGGCGGCGUGUCCGUCUCCAAUCCCGUGUGUUUGAAAGGCGGGAUAGAUGGCAGUGAGAGUGACGAUGAAGCCCUAUACGUGGUUGGCGGGACCACCACCUCGGACGACACAUAUCCCGGCCUCCAGCGAUACUCUUUCAAGGACCGAAGCUGGACGACGCUGGGAAAUGGAGCAGCAACCUCUAUGUCCGCCCGAACAGGCCAUGGCGCCGCAUUUGUCGCGUCUAACUCUUCGAUUAUUGUUUAUGCUGGUAACCAAGGCUCUGGUGACAGCACCGCUCUCUCUGCUGAAUCUUUCCUGAUUUCAACAAAAUCUCCCUGGGUCCCGACUUCCGUUAACUGCCAGGAAGCCCCAACUCUUAACAACCCCCAACUGCUCCCCUGGAACUCGACUCACGUUGGUAUGUUUGGCGGUACUGGUGGGAGCCAAGCAGUUUACACAUACAGUCUCUCAGAAGGAUGGAUUACCUCGCCCGUGAGCCUCCAGUCCGCUCUUUCAACGUCGAACCCACUCACUCUCCUUUCGGGCUCAGGAGAUAGCAAGGUGUUGGAAUUUUUCGACAUGAGUGCCUCUCCCAACUCCGUGACCAAUUACGAACUCGUCAGCUCCGACGGAAAUCCCGAUAGCCCUGCUGUGGCGGUGGGAUCUUCCUCGAAGAAGCGGAGCACAGGGAGCUACCCAGCCUACAACGACACUCUUGCUCCCAGCUACACGUGGUCGGAUUACGGUCUUGCUCAGGGAAGCAAUGGUCUGGUUGUACUCUCCAGUGGCAAGAGCAAUAACUCGCUCGCCAUCUUCAACCAGACCUCGAAUAGCUGGGUCAAUGCGACAGAAUUCUUCUAUGGCAAGACUGUUCAGCACGUCUUGAAGACGAAUACCACCACAUCAACUACCAUGACCCCUACAGCCACAGCCACUCCUUCGGCAUCGAUAUCAGCUAGCGCUACUCCCAGCUCGACGACCACUGCCGCCGCUGCUGCCAGCGGUGGCUCUCACACGGAUGUCAAGGUUAUCAUCGGUGCUGUCCUUGGCAGUGUAUGCGGCGUGGGCAUCAUCCUGCUUCUGCUCCUCUGGCUGCUCAAGCGCGAGAGGACGAAGCGAGAGCGAAAUGGCCAGGCCCGUGGCGGUGAUAGCAAAGAUCGACUGAGCUUCCAGGACCAGGGCAUAGAACCCCUGGCAGGCGGUGCAUACCCCAUGGCUAAGAGUCCCGUGCCAGUUGCCUCGAUGUCAGCCGAUUCCCUCGCGAUCAUCUCGGGCAAGUAUGCCGGAGAAAAGUCUCUCAUGCCCCCUCCCACCAACGCUGGCUACGGUCUCUCUGCCACACCUCGCAAGAGUAGCCCACUUUCACCCAUCCCGUCCAGCGGUCUCGCGCCAUCAAGUAUGUACUCUGAAGAUGCCUACCGCCACAGCAACACCCCCUCAGAACUGGGCAACAAACCGGGUGACCGCACCACCGACGAAGGCUGGGGCAAGUACUUUGAAGAUAAUAACACGACAAAUCUCGCGGGAAUGGCUGCCGACCGCUCCACGACCAGCUCGAUCUACACGAAAUCCGACUACCGUGGUAGCGCCUGGCCUAUGUCGAACUUGACUCCGCUGAAUUUGGGCUUCCUCGACCAGCCCAAGCCAUUGGGCCGUGUCUACAGUGGCAGCCCAACGACGGAGCACGCUUCGUCGAGUCGCAGUCUCGCAAUCCCAGAGGGACAGAGUGCGCGGAUAUCCAGCGCCGACUCGAUCAGUGUGACCAGCGAUGAUGACCCGCACGAUACGAACUGGACAGGUGCGCAUACUAGCUGGCUCGGCCGUCCGGCUAGCAGCAACUACAGUACGAGCUUCUACAACAGCAGUUCCCGCGACUUGCCUAGUUCAAAUCCGCAGUUACCUCGACACUCGAACGGCCGCCGCUCGAGCAUUGCGAUCCCCGAUGAUAUUGACGAAUUGCCGGUGCCAGGGCGCAAUAAUGUUAAUUCGGAUAUGAGUUGGCUGAAUAUUCAUGCUGACCGAUAA